Messenger RNA from Lagopus muta (rock ptarmigan), 2178 nucleotides. It is a transcript of the gene VGF, whose product is annotated as VGF nerve growth factor inducible. The record is from RefSeq and is a predicted model, not a curated record. Gene Ontology annotation, molecular function: neuropeptide hormone activity. The transcript has 2 exons. The coding region runs from base 189 to 1799 and encodes 536 amino acids. NCBI's taxonomy places the organism in Eukaryota, Metazoa, Chordata, Aves, Galliformes, Phasianidae.
GGAGCCGGUGGGAACCCCGCGCUGGGACCGGGAGCAGCGCGGCACACGGAUCGGUAACGGGGACUGACUGGAAUUCACCGGGAAUCGCCGCCGGGAGCCGAACUCAGCAUCGGAAUCCCCCCAGCAGAGACUGGGGAGGCAGCGGGGGGAGCCCCGAGAUCGUCGUGAGCCCCCCCCGAGUUGGCACGAUGCCCCCCCCCGCCCGCCCCCUCCGCAGCGCCGCCCUCCUCCUCUCCAUCGCCCUCCUGGUCCAGAGCCGCCCGCAGCCCCCCCCCCAAAAACCUCUGUCAUCCGCGAGGGGGGGCGAUCCUUGGGAGGACCUGGAGCUCCCCGGCCUGGGGGACAACGUGAAGGACGUGGGCACGAAGCGAAGCCGCGGCGGAUCCCCGACGGAAACGUGGAAAGAACUGGAAGAAUUGGGCAAACUCCGCGCCGAGGCCAAAAAAAGGGAAAGGGAACGGGAAAGGGAACGGGAACGGGGCCGGGGCUGGGCGAGCGCACGGCAGCUGCGGCAGCAGCAAAGCCUGGAGCUGAAGCUGCUGGAACGGCGCUACCAGGAGCUGAUGGAGAGCCGGCGGCAGGCGCAGGCUGCGAGGAAAGCGGCCGCCGAGGAGGAGAGGCUGGCGGAUAUGGCCUCGGAUCUCCUCCUGCGGUACCUCCUGCACGGCCCCGGAGCCGAGGGGAAGCGGUCGGAGGAGGAGGAAGAGGAGGAGGAGGAGGAAGGGGGGGAGAGGGAGAGGAAGGGGGCGUGGGUUGGUAGGGGCUACGCGGCGGAGAGGGGCUUCCCCGAGGAGAAGGGGUUCGCGAUGGGGCAGGCGUCCACGGGCAAAGAGCCGCCAGAGGGCAACGCGGUGUCGGCGGGACAGGAGUUCCCCAUCGAGAAGGAAUUUUCCGUGGGGAAGGGGCCCUCGGUGAGCAAGAAGUUCUCGGCGGGCAACAGCGGGCUGUCAGCCGGAAAGGAGCAACUCUCGGCGGGGAGGGGGAAGGGAUUCCCGCGGGGCGGCGCCCUGCCGAAAGGCUUCCCCACGGACAGCGAGAUCCCGGCGCAGGGCUGGGCCCCGAUGGACAACGAGGUGCUGGUGGGGAGGAAGGCCGCGGCGGGGCGGAAGCUGCUGGCGGGGAAGAAGCUCCCGGAGGACGCCGCCAGAUUCCCCGCGGCCGGCCGGCUCCCCGCCGACGAGGACCCGAUGGCCAACCGGAUCCCCGGGGACGACGACCCCCCUCCGGCUCUCGGCAUCGCCCUCCCCGACGACGGCCCCGCCUCCGGGCCCGCCCCGCUCCCGCUGGCCGAGGCUUUGGCGGCGGCGCUGCCGGCGGCUCCCGGCGACACCGGCGACGCCGGUUUGGACCCCGGCACCAUCGAUCAGCUGAUCGAGCUGUCGAGCCGCCUGCACCUCCCGGCGGACGACGUGGUGGACAUCAUCCACGACGUGGAGCAGAAGCGGCAGGAGGAGGCGGCGGCGGCGGCGGCGCUGCUGCCCGGCGAUGACGACAUGGGUGAGGACGACGUCACCGACGCGGAGGAGGAGGAGGAGGAGGAGGAGGGGGGGGGACGCCGCGCUGCCCCCGCCGCCGCUCCCCGCCCCCCGGCCCAGGACGUUCCGGACCCCGGCGAUGCGGUGGGAGGGCAGGAGGUGGUGAGCGCCCGGCCGCUUCCCAUCCCAGCGCCGCCGCCCCGCUGCCCCCGGCCCCUCCGCCCCAGCGCCCCCAGUCCAGCCCCGGUUCUCCCGGUUCUCCCGGUUCCCCCAGCUGCCCCCAGCCCCACACAGACGCCCUUCAUUAAUUUUGCUAACAAAUAAAGGCAACUAUUUUAGUACGAGUUUGGCUCGUUAGUGGGCCCCGGGCUAAUUAACCCCCCUUGCUUUAAUUAACCCCCCUUGUACUAAUUAAUCUUUGCCCUAAUUGCUCCCCCUACCAGUGGCCCAACGUGUGGACGACCAGCACGAAUCCCAACUGCGUGUUAAUUAUGGCUGUUAAUUGCCGCCUCCUCGUGCUAAGAUUCCCUGGAAUUAAUUAUACCCCCCCAUACUCUCACAUUAAUUAUCCCCCCACGUGUUAAUUAUCUGUUAUUUAUCCCCCUUGCUUGCUAAUUAACUCCUUUGUAUUAAUUAGUAAUUUCUCACUUACACCCACUGCUCCAUUCACUAAUUACCCCCGCCCCAAUCAAUCCGAAUUACC